Polyodon spathula (Mississippi paddlefish) is the source of this 12307-nucleotide messenger RNA. RefSeq names its product epiplakin-like. Gene Ontology annotation, molecular function: keratin filament binding; structural molecule activity. The transcript has 2 exons. Gene Ontology annotation, biological process: intermediate filament bundle assembly; wound healing. Bases 147 to 11159 code for a protein of 3670 amino acids. Gene Ontology annotation, cellular component: membrane; cytoskeleton; cytoplasm. The record is from RefSeq and is a predicted model, not a curated record. NCBI's taxonomy places the organism in Eukaryota, Metazoa, Chordata, Actinopteri, Acipenseriformes, Polyodontidae.
CCUGCAGCAACGCCACAGCUUCUUCAAGUUUCUCCGGAAGCACUGAGACAGACGUCUGUAGUGGGAAAGCCUGAGAGUGCACAGCCCCACUCAUCUCUUAAAGAACAAUAAAAACAGUACACCACAUUUCUGAACUAAAGGAGACAAUGGCAAACCAAGAAAAGUGCGAUACUCAUCAGACAGGCAUCAUGAGUGAAGAGCAAAACAGCAAUGGAGAGCCUGUUUUAAAUCCAAAAUUCCAAGGUCUCAGAAGACGGGUCACAGCCAGUCAGCUCUUAGAGGCUGAAAUCAUUGAGAAGGAGCUGUUUGAUCAACUGAAACAAGGAACGGUGACUUUUGAAGGUGUUAACAAAAUGGAAUCAGUGCAGAAGUACCUGCAAGGAACCAACAGCAUUGCAGGAGUGCUGGUGCAGUCCUCCACAGAGAAGAUGAGUAUCUACCAGGCCAUGAGGAAGGGGAUUCUGAGACCAGGCACUGCACUGGUUCUCCUGGAAGCCCAGGCUGCAACUGGAUUUCUCAUUGACCCAGUGAAGAAUAAAAAGCUGUCUGUAGAACAAGCAGUGGCUGAAGGACUGGUGGGCACAGAACUGAAGCAGAAACUCUUGUCAGCAGAGAGGGCUGUCACUGGGUACACUGAUCCUUACACUAAGAACACAAUCUCCUUGUUCCAAGCAAUGAAAAAAGAUCUGAUAGUAAAGGACCAUGGGAUACGCCUGCUGGAAGCUCAGAUCGCCACUGGGGGCAUCAUUGACCCGAUCAACAGCCACCGUGUGCCUGUGGAGGUGGCCUACAAGCGGGGAUACUUUGAUAAAGAAAUGAGUCUGAUUCUCUCCGACCCAAGCGAUGACACCAAAGGGUUUUUCGACCCCAACACCCACGAGAAUCUCACCUACUUGCAGCUGCUGGAGCGGGGUGUAAAAGACCCAGAAACUGGACUCUGCUUACUUAGCCUGGUUAAGAAAGGAGAACGGUAUGUUUACAAUGAUGAGCAAACGCAGAGUGCCCUCAAGUCAGCUACAACCAACAGGGUAGCAGGGAAGUUCAAGGGCCAGACAGUUUCGAUCUGGGAACUGCUCUAUUCUGAAUACAUCACCGAGGAGAAAAGGAGAGAGCUUCUGCAGCAGUACAAGUCGGGAAGUUUGACAAUUCAGCAAUUCACAGAGAUCAUCGUUACCAUGGUUGAGCAGAGUAUUAAAACAACAACAACAACAACUACAACCACAACAACAACCAUAAAAACAGAAACCGACUCCAAAUUCCAAGGUCUCAGAAGACAGGUCACAGCCAGUCAGCUCUUAGAGGCUGAAAUCAUUGAGAAGGAGCUGUUUGAUCAACUGAAACAAGGAACGGUGACAUUUGACGUAGUCAACAAAAUGGAAUCAGUGCAGAAGUACCUGCAAGGAACCAACAGCAUUGCAGGAGUGCUGGUGCAGUCCUCCACAGAGAAGAUGAGUAUCUACCAGGCCAUGAGGAAGGGGAUUCUGAGACCAGGCACUGCACUGGUUCUCCUGGAAGCCCAGGCUGCAACUGGAUUUCUCAUUGACCCAGUGAAGAAUAAAAAGCUGUCUGUAGAACAAGCAGUGGCUGAAGGACUGGUGGGCACCGAACUGAAAGAUAAACUCUUGUCAGCAGAGAGGGCUGUCACUGGGUACACUGAUCCUUACACUAAGAACACAAUCUCCUUGUUCCAAGCAAUGAAAAAAGAUCUGAUAGUAAAGGACCACGGGAUACGCCUGCUGGAAGCUCAGAUCGCCACUGGGGGCAUCAUUGACCCGAUCAACAGCCACCGUGUGCCUGUGGAGGUGGCCUACAAGCGGGGAUACUUUGAUAAAGAAAUGAGUCUGAUUCUCUCCGACCCAAGCGAUGACACCAAAGGGUUUUUCGACCCCAACACCCACGAGAAUCUCACCUACUUGCAGCUGCUGGAGAGGGGAGUAAAAGACCCAGAAACUGGACUCUGCUUACUUAGCAUGGUUAAGAAAGGAGAACGGUAUGUUUACAAUGAUGAGCAAACGCAGAGUGCCCUCAAGUCAGCUACAACCAACAGGGUAGCAGGGAAGUUCAAGGGCCAGACAGUUUCGAUCUGGGAACUGCUCUAUUCUGAAUACAUCACCGAGGAGAAAAGGAGAGAGCUUCUGCAGCAGUACAAGUCGGGAAGUUUGACAAUUCAGCAAUUCACAGAGAUCAUCGUUACCAUGGUUGAGCAGAGUAUUAAAACAACAACAACAACAACUACAACCACAACAACAACCAUAAAAACAGAAACCGACUCCAAAUUCCAAGGUCUCAGAAGACAGGUCACAGCCAGUCAGCUCUUAGAGGCUGAAAUCAUUGAGAAGGAGCUGUUUGAUCAACUGAAACAAGGAACGGUGACAUUUGACGUAGUCAACAAAAUGGAAUCAGUGCAGAAGUACCUGCAAGGAACAAACAGCAUUGCAGGAGUGCUGGUGCAGUCCUCCACAGAGAAGAUGAGUAUCUACCAGGCCAUGAGGAAGGGGAUUCUGAGACCAGGCACUGCACUGGUUCUCCUGGAAGCCCAGGCUGCAACUGGAUUUCUCAUUGACCCAGUGAAGAAUAAAAAGCUGUCUGUAGAACAAGCAGUGGCUGAAGGACUGGUGGGCACAGAACUGAAAGAUAAACUCUUGUCAGCAGAGAGGGCUGUCACUGGGUACACUGAUCCUUACACUAAGAACACAAUCUCCUUGUUCCAAGCAAUGAAAAAAGAUCUGAUAGUAAAGGACCAUGGGAUACGCCUGCUGGAAGCUCAGAUCGCCACUGGGGGCAUCAUUGACCCGAUCAACAGCCACCGUGUGCCUGUGGAGGUGGCCUACAAGCGGGGAUACUUUGAUAAAGAAAUGAGUCUGAUUCUCUCCGACCCAAGCGAUGACACCAAAGGGUUUUUCGACCCCAACACCCACGAGAAUCUCACCUACUUGCAGCUGCUGGAGAGGGGUGUAAAAGACCCAGAAACUGGACUCUGCUUACUUAGCCUGGUUAAGAAAGGAGAACGGUAUGUUUACAAUGAUGAGCAAACGCAGAGUGCCCUCAAGUCAGCUACAACCAACAGGGUAGCAGGGAAGUUCAAGGGCCAGACAGUUUCGAUCUGGGAACUGCUCUAUUCUGAAUACAUCACCGAGGAGAAAAGGAGAGAGCUUCUGCAGCAGUACAAGUCGGGAAGUUUGACAAUUCAGCAAUUCACAGAGAUCAUCGUUACCAUGGUUGAGCAGAGUAUUAAAACAACAACAACAACAACUACAACCACAACAACAACCAUAAAAACAGAAACCGACUCCAAAUUCCAAGGUCUCAGAAGACAGGUCACAGCCAGUCAGCUCUUAGAGGCUGAAAUCAUUGAGAAGGAGCUGUUUGAUCAACUGAAACAAGGAACGGUGACAUUUGACGUAGUCAACAAAAUGGAAUCAGUGCAGAAGUACCUGCAAGGAACAAACAGCAUUGCAGGAGUGCUGGUGCAGUCCUCCACAGAGAAGAUGAGUAUCUACCAGGCCAUGAGGAAGGGGAUUCUGAGACCAGGCACUGCACUGGUUCUCCUGGAAGCCCAGGCUGCAACUGGAUUUCUCAUUGACCCAGUGAAGAAUAAAAAGCUGUCUGUAGAACAAGCAGUGGCUGAAGGACUGGUGGGCACCGAACUGAAAGAUAAACUCUUGUCAGCAGAGAGGGCUGUCACUGGGUACACUGAUCCUUACACUAAGAACACAAUCUCCUUGUUCCAAGCAAUGAAAAAAGAUCUGAUAGUAAAGGACCACGGGAUACGCCUGCUGGAAGCUCAGAUCGCCACUGGGGGCAUCAUUGACCCGAUAAACAGCCACCGUGUGCCUGUGGAGGUGGCCUACAAGCGGGGAUACUUUGAUAAAGAAAUGAGUCUGAUUCUCUCCGACCCAAGCGAUGACACCAAAGGGUUUUUCGACCCCAACACCCACGAGAAUCUCACCUACUUGCAGCUGCUGGAGAGGGGUGUAAAAGACCCAGAAACUGGACUCUGCUUACUUAGCCUGGUUAAGAAAGGAGAACGGUAUGUUUACAAUGAUGAGCAAACGCAGAGUGCCCUCAAGUCAGCUACAACCAACAGGGUAGCAGGGAAGUUCAAGGGCCAGACAGUUUCGAUCUGGGAACUGCUCUAUUCUGAAUACAUCACCGAGGAGAAAAGGAGAGAGCUUCUGCAGCAGUACAAGUCGGGAAGUUUGACAAUUCAGCAAUUCACAGAGAUCAUCAUUACCAUGGUUGAGCAGAGUAUUAAAACAACAACAACAACAACUACAACCACAACAACAACCAUAAAAACAGAAACCGACUCCAAAUUCCAAGGUCUCAGAAGACAGGUCACAGCCAGUCAGCUCUUAGAGGCUGAAAUCAUUGAGAAGGAGCUGUUUGAUCAACUGAAACAAGGAACGGUGACAUUUGACGUAGUCAACAAAAUGGAAUCAGUGCAGAAGUACCUGCAAGGAACAAACAGCAUUGCAGGAGUGCUGGUGCAGUCCUCCACAGAGAAGAUGAGUAUCUACCAGGCCAUGAGGAAGGGGAUUCUGAGACCAGGCACUGCACUGGUUCUCCUGGAAGCCCAGGCUGCAACUGGAUUUCUCAUUGACCCAGUGAAGAAUAAAAAGCUGUCUGUAGAACAAGCAGUGGCUGAAGGACUGGUGGGCACCGAACUGAAAGAUAAACUCUUGUCAGCAGAGAGGGCUGUCACUGGGUACACUGAUCCUUACACUAAGAACACAAUCUCCUUGUUCCAAGCAAUGAAAAAAGAUCUGAUAGUAAAGGACCACGGGAUACGCCUGCUGGAAGCUCAGAUCGCCACUGGGGGCAUCAUUGACCCGAUAAACAGCCACCGUGUGCCUGUGGAGGUGGCCUACAAGCGGGGAUACUUUGAUAAAGAAAUGAGUCUGAUUCUCUCCGACCCAAGCGAUGACACCAAAGGGUUUUUCGACCCCAACACCCACGAGAAUCUCACCUACUUGCAGCUGCUGGAGAGGGGUGUAAAAGACCCAGAAACUGGACUCUGCUUACUUAGCAUGGUUAAGAAAGGAGAACGGUAUGUUUACAACGAUGAGCAAACGCAGAGUGCCCUCAAGUCAGCUACAACCAACAGGGUAGCAGGGAAGUUCAAGGGCCAGACAGUUUCGAUCUGGGAACUGCUCUAUUCUGAAUACAUCACCGAGGAGAAAAGGAGAGAGCUUCUGCAGCAGUACAAGUCGGGAAGUUUGACAAUUCAGCAAUUCACAGAGAUCAUCGUUACCAUGGUUGAGCAGAGUAUUAAAACAACAACAACAACAACUACAACCACAACAACAACCAUAAAAACAGAAACCGACUCCAAAUUCCAAGGUCUCAGAAGACAGGUCACAGCCAGUCAGCUCUUAGAGGCUGAAAUCAUUGAGAAGGAGCUGUUUGAUCAACUGAAACAAGGAACGGUGACAUUUGACGUAGUCAACAAAAUGGAAUCAGUGCAGAAGUACCUGCAAGGAACAAACAGCAUUGCAGGAGUGCUGGUGCAGUCCUCCACAGAGAAGAUGAGUAUCUACCAGGCCAUGAGGAAGGGGAUUCUGAGACCAGGCACUGCACUGGUUCUCCUGGAAGCCCAGGCUGCAACUGGAUUUCUCAUUGACCCAGUGAAGAAUAAAAAGCUGUCUGUAGAACAAGCAGUGGCUGAAGGACUGGUGGGCACAGAACUGAAAGAUAAACUCUUGUCAGCAGAGAGGGCUGUCACUGGGUACACUGAUCCUUACACUAAGAACACAAUCUCCUUGUUCCAAGCAAUGAAAAAAGAUCUGAUAGUAAAGGACCACGGGAUACGCCUGCUGGAAGCUCAGAUCGCCACUGGGGGCAUCAUUGACCCGAUAAACAGCCACCGUGUGCCUGUGGAGGUGGCCUACAAGCGGGGAUACUUUGAUAAAGAAAUGAGUCUGAUUCUCUCCGACCCAAGCGAUGACACCAAAGGGUUUUUCGACCCCAACACCCACGAGAAUCUCACCUACUUGCAGCUGCUGGAGAGGGGUGUAAAAGACCCAGAAACUGGACUCUGCUUACUUAGCAUGGUUAAGAAAGGAGAACGGUAUGUUUACAAUGAUGAGCAAACGCAGAGUGCCCUCAAGUCAGCUACAACCAACAGGGUAGCAGGGAAGUUCAAGGGCCAGACAGUUUCGAUCUGGGAACUGCUCUAUUCUGAAUACAUCACCGAGGAGAAAAGGAGAGAGCUUCUGCAGCAGUACAAGUCGGGAAGUUUGACAAUUCAGCAAUUCACAGAGAUCAUCGUUACCAUGGUUGAGCAGAGUAUUAAAACAACAACAACAACAACUACAACCACAACAACAACCAUAAAAACAGAAACCGACUCCAAAUUCCAAGGUCUCAGAAGACAGGUCACAGCCAGUCAGCUCUUAGAGGCUGAAAUCAUUGAGAAGGAGCUGUUUGAUCAACUGAAACAAGGAACGGUGACAUUUGACGUAGUCAACAAAAUGGAAUCAGUGCAGAAGUACCUGCAAGGAACAAACAGCAUUGCAGGAGUGCUGGUGCAGUCCUCCACAGAGAAGAUGAGUAUCUACCAGGCCAUGAGGAAGGGGAUUCUGAGACCAGGCACUGCACUGGUUCUCCUGGAAGCCCAGGCUGCAACUGGAUUUCUCAUUGACCCAGUGAAGAAUAAAAAGCUGUCUGUAGAACAAGCAGUGGCUGAAGGACUGGUGGGCACAGAACUGAAAGAUAAACUCUUGUCAGCAGAGAGGGCUGUCACUGGGUACACUGAUCCUUACACUAAGAACACAAUCUCCUUGUUCCAAGCAAUGAAAAAAGAUCUGAUAGUAAAGGACCACGGGAUACGCCUGCUGGAAGCUCAGAUCGCCACUGGGGGCAUCAUUGACCCGAUAAACAGCCACCGUGUGCCUGUGGAGGUGGCCUACAAGCGGGGAUACUUUGAUAAAGAAAUGAGUCUGAUUCUCUCCGACCCAAGCGAUGACACCAAAGGGUUUUUCGACCCCAACACCCACGAGAAUCUCACCUACUUGCAGCUGCUGGAGAGGGGUGUAAAAGACCCAGAAACUGGACUCUGCUUACUUAGCCUGGUUAAGAAAGGAGAACGGUAUGUUUACAAUGAUGAGCAAACGCAGAGUGCCCUCAAGUCAGCUACAACCAACAGGGUAGCAGGGAAGUUCAAGGGCCAGACAGUUUCGAUCUGGGAACUGCUCUAUUCUGAAUACAUCACCGAGGAGAAAAGGAGAGAGCUUCUGCAGCAGUACAAGUCGGGAAGUUUGACAAUUCAGCAAUUCACAGAGAUCAUCAUUACCAUGGUUGAGCAGAGUAUUAAAACAACAACAACAACAACUACAACCACAACAACAACCAUAAAAACAGAAACCGACUCCAAAUUCCAAGGUCUCAGAAGACAGGUCACAGCCAGUCAGCUCUUAGAGGCUGAAAUCAUUGAGAAGGAGCUGUUUGAUCAACUGAAACAAGGAACGGUGACAUUUGACGUAGUCAACAAAAUGGAAUCAGUGCAGAAGUACCUGCAAGGAACAAACAGCAUUGCAGGAGUGCUGGUGCAGUCCUCCACAGAGAAGAUGAGUAUCUACCAGGCCAUGAGGAAGGGGAUUCUGAGACCAGGCACUGCACUGGUUCUCCUGGAAGCCCAGGCUGCAACUGGAUUUCUCAUUGACCCAGUGAAGAAUAAAAAGCUGUCUGUAGAACAAGCAGUGGCUGAAGGACUGGUGGGCACAGAACUGAAAGAUAAACUCUUGUCAGCAGAGAGGGCUGUCACUGGGUACACUGAUCCUUACACUAAGAACACAAUCUCCUUGUUCCAAGCAAUGAAAAAAGAUCUGAUAGUAAAGGACCACGGGAUACGCCUGCUGGAAGCUCAGAUCGCCACUGGGGGCAUCAUUGACCCGAUAAACAGCCACCGUGUGCCUGUGGAGGUGGCCUACAAGCGGGGAUACUUUGAUAAAGAAAUGAGUCUGAUUCUCUCCGACCCAAGCGAUGACACCAAAGGGUUUUUCGACCCCAACACCCACGAGAAUCUCACCUACUUGCAGCUGCUGGAGAGGGGUGUAAAAGACCCAGAAACUGGACUCUGCUUACUUAGCCUGGUUAAGAAAGGAGAACGGUAUGUUUACAAUGAUGAGCAAACGCAGAGUGCCCUCAAGUCAGCUACAACCAACAGGGUAGCAGGGAAGUUCAAGGGCCAGACAGUUUCGAUCUGGGAACUGCUCUAUUCUGAAUACAUCACCGAGGAGAAAAGGAGAGAGCUUCUGCAGCAGUACAAGUCGGGAAGUUUGACAAUUCAGCAAUUCACAGAGAUCAUCAUUACCAUGGUUGAGCAGAGUAUUAAAACAACAACAACAACAACUACAACCACAACAACAACCAUAAAAACAGAAACCGACUCCAAAUUCCAAGGUCUCAGAAGACAGGUCACAGCCAGUCAGCUCUUAGAGGCUGAAAUCAUUGAGAAGGAGCUGUUUGAUCAACUGAAACAAGGAACGGUGACAUUUGACGUAGUCAACAAAAUGGAAUCAGUGCAGAAGUACCUGCAAGGAACCAACAGCAUUGCAGGAGUGCUGGUGCAGUCCUCCACAGAGAAGAUGAGUAUCUACCAGGCCAUGAGGAAGGGGAUUCUGAGACCAGGCACUGCACUGGUUCUCCUGGAAGCCCAGGCUGCAACUGGAUUUCUCAUUGACCCAGUGAAGAAUAAAAAGCUGUCUGUAGAACAAGCAGUGGCUGAAGGACUGGUGGGCACCGAACUGAAAGAUAAACUCUUGUCAGCAGAGAGGGCUGUCACUGGGUACACUGAUCCUUACACUAAGAACACAAUCUCCUUGUUCCAAGCAAUGAAAAAAGAUCUGAUAGUAAAGGACCACGGGAUACGCCUGCUGGAAGCUCAGAUCGCCACUGGGGGCAUCAUUGACCCGAUAAACAGCCACCGUGUGCCUGUGGAGGUGGCCUACAAGCGGGGAUACUUUGAUAAAGAAAUGAGUCUGAUUCUCUCCGACCCAAGCGAUGACACCAAAGGGUUUUUCGACCCCAACACCCACGAGAAUCUCACCUACUUGCAGCUGCUGGAGAGGGGUGUAAAAGACCCAGAAACUGGACUCUGCUUACUUAGCCUGGUUAAGAAAGGAGAACGGUAUGUUUACAAUGAUGAGCAAACGCAGAGUGCCCUCAAGUCAGCCACAACCAACAGGGUAGCAGGGAAGUUCAAGGGCCAGACAGUUUCGAUCUGGGAACUGCUCUAUUCUGAAUACAUCACCAAGGAGAAAAGGAGAGAGCUUCUGCAGCAGUACAAGUCGGGAAGUUUGACAAUUCAGCAAUUCACGGAGAUCAUCAUUACCAUGGUUGAGCAGAGUAUUAAAACAACAACAACAACUAAAACCACAACAACAACUAUAAAAACAGAAACUGACUCCAAAUUCCAAGGUCUCAGAAGACAGGUCACAGCCAGUCAGCUCUUAGAGGCUGAAAUCAUUGAGAAGGAGCUGUUUGAUCAACUGAAACAAGGAACGGUGACAUUUGACGUAGUCAACAAAAUGGAAUCAGUGCAGAAGUACCUGCAAGGAACCAACAGCAUUGCAGGAGUGCUGGUGCAGUCCUCCACAGAGAAGAUGAGUAUCUACCAGGCCAUGAGGAAGGGGAUUCUGAGACCAGGCACUGCACUGGUUCUCCUGGAAGCCCAGGCUGCAACUGGAUUUCUCAUUGACCCAGUGAAGAAUAAAAAGCUGUCUGUAGAACAAGCAGUGGCUGAAGGACUGGUGGGCACCGAACUGAAAGAUAAACUCUUGUCAGCAGAGAGGGCUGUCACUGGGUACACUGAUCCUUACACUAAGAACACAAUCUCCUUGUUCCAAGCAAUGAAAAAAGAUCUGAUAGUAAAGGACCACGGGAUACGCCUGCUGGAAGCUCAGAUCGCCACUGGGGGCAUCAUUGACCCGAUAAACAGCCACCGUGUGCCUGUGGAGGUGGCCUACAAGCGGGGAUACUUUGAUAAAGAAAUGAGUCUGAUUCUCUCCGACCCAAGCGAUGACACCAAAGGGUUUUUCGACCCCAACACCCACGAGAAUCUCACCUACUUGCAGCUGCUGGAGAGGGGUGUAAAAGACCCAGAAACUGGACUCUGCUUACUUAGCAUGGUUAAGAAAGGAGAACGGUAUGUUUACAACGAUGAGCAAACGCAGAGUGCCCUCAAGUCAGCUACAACCAACAGGGUAGCAGGGAAGUUCAAGGGCCAGACAGUUUCGAUCUGGGAACUGCUCUAUUCUGAAUACAUCACCGAGGAGAAAAGGAGAGAGCUUCUGCAGCAGUACAAGUCGGGAAGUUUGACAAUUCAGCAAUUCACAGAGAUCAUCGUUACCAUGGUUGAGCAGAGUAUUAAAACAACAACAACAACAACUACAACCACAACAACAACCAUAAAAACAGAAACCGACUCCAAAUUCCAAGGUCUCAGAAGACAGGUCACAGCCAGUCAGCUCUUAGAGGCUGAAAUCAUUGAGAAGGAGCUGUUUGAUCAACUGAAACAAGGAACGGUGACAUUUGAUGUAGUCAACAAAAUGGAAUCAGUGCAGAAGUACCUGCAAGGAACCAACAGCAUUGCAGGAGUGCUGGUUCAGUCCUCCACAGAGAAGAUGAGUAUCUACCAGGCCAUGAGAAAGGGGAUUCUGAGACCAGGCACUGCACUGGUUCUCCUGGAAGCCCAGGCUGCAACUGGAUUUCUCAUUGACCCAGUGAAGAAUAAAAAGCUGUCUGUAGAACAAGCAGUGGCUGAAGGACUGGUGGGCACAGAACUGAAAGAUAAACUCUUGUCAGCAGAGAGGGCUGUCACUGGGUACACUGAUCCUUACACUAAGAACACAAUCUCCUUGUUCCAAGCAAUGAAAAAAGAUCUGAUAGUAAAGGACCACGGGAUACGCCUGCUGGAAGCUCAGAUCGCCACUGGGGGCAUCAUUGACCCGAUAAACAGCCACCGUGUGCCUGUGGAGGUGGCCUACAAGCGGGGAUACUUUGAUAAAGAAAUGAGUCUGAUUCUCUCCGACCCAAGCGAUGACACCAAAGGGUUUUUCGACCCCAACACCCACGAGAAUCUCACCUACUUGCAGCUGCUGGAGCGGGGUGUAAAAGACCCAGAAACCGGACUCUGCUUACUUACCUUGAUGAAAUAAAAAAAAUUUUAAAAAAAUUAUUUGGAAUAGAAUUUAAGUUUUAAAUAUUAUGAGAACUAGCAGGGUUUGAAUUUCAACAUGUCUUUCAAUGCUUUCUAUUUCAGAGAUAUUCUAAGAGUCCACUGCAUUUUUCACUAGAACAACCUGUAAGGAAGUGGGUGUCAGUGACAAAAGCAGUAUGAGACGCAUUCUGAGUAGUUCUGUGUAAAAUAAAUACAUAAAUAAAAGUAGUGCUGGAUAUUUUAAAUGCCGCAAGACUUUAUCCUCUCGUACAUGAUUCUCGGCCGCUGUCUUUAAGCAUUAUAGAAAUUCAGUACACUGCAGUAAGGAAAUAGUUUUGAAAAAAAAUAAAAAAAAUAACAAUAUUAAAUCUGUCUAGAUGUUGAUUUGCAAGCAGUGGCCCUUUAAAACAUAGAAAGAAAAUGGAGCGCUGGUUAUAAAGCAAAGCACCUUUUUCUUCUGCUGCAGGAAAAAAAAAGUUGGAGCAAUUAAAUGAAAACAGUACAGAAGGUACAACACAAACAAACCACAGCAGGGAAGGGCAAGGCAAAAAAGAUACAUAUCCGCCAAACUGGCUGAUUUAACCAUGGCUGGAGUUUAAAAUACGCUGCUCAGUCUGCAGUCUCUAUGCAACUGUAAAGUUUACUAGCCAUUGUUACACCAAUUCUACAUUAUUGAGAUAUUCUAGUGGCAGUACACACAAACAGCUCAGAAAAAAUGGAAACUUCACGUCAAGCAAUGGCAAAAGCACCAGAGAGUGCUCAGUCUCAGUGAUGAACAGUUGUUAGGUCUCCUGAAAGCAGCUUGUUUCAAAGCAAUACCAGUGUUCCCCCUUAAAAUGUUUGAAUCCCACCAUUGGCUGCAGCAUUGGGAUAAAUCUGCCCAGGACACAAAAAUGAAAUUCAAGCCCUGACUAGGUUUAUUUUGAUAUUCUGAUAUAUUUGACUUUAUAUUACAAAGAAAUGUUCUCAAAUUUGCAGUGUCUUUAUAAGCUAUUAAAACAUAUCUGCAGAAAAAAAAAAAAACUAUUUUCUAUUUACCAUGGUGAAAAUAAUUGAUUUAGCCCACAUAUUAACCUUUUUAUAUGGCAAUAAAGAUGUAUUGAAUUUGAAGAUUUUCUAAAUGUAUACAAUAAAUUGAAAAUUGUA